CACUGAGCUAUGGCGUGCCUGACAUUCCAGAAAGGCUAUGUGAUCUGACAGUGGAAAGUGUGCUCCCCAAACACUUCACUCCUGGCACACCGGCUCCUUGUACAAUUGUGCCCUCUGUGAGCGGAGACAUUACAUUAAUUUAUCUGUGAUGCGUCCCCUGGGAUAGGACUCUUAGGAUCUUUCCCUGCCGUCUCCAGAGCAAGAUUUAACUGUCGUAUUUGAGAGCCACACUUCGUCAUUAUGAGAUGUCGUCCUUAACUGCUUCGUUUGUACAAAUUAAAUUCAAUGACUUGCAGUUCUAUGAAAGCUGUGGCGGUGGAAGCUUCGGGAGUGUUUACAGAGCGAAAUGGCUAUCGCAAGACAAAGAGGUGGCGGUGAAGAAACUUCUGAAGAUAGAGAAAGAGGCAGAAAUACUUAGUAUGCUCAGUCACAGAAACAUCAUCCAAUUUUAUGGAGCUGUACUCGAACCCCCAAAUUAUUGCAUUGUUACAGAAUAUGCUGCUGGUGGAUCGCUAUAUGACUUCAUCAAUAGCAACAGAAGUGAAGACAUGGAUAUGGAACACAUUAUGGCAUGGGCAACUGACGUAGCUAAAGGAAUGCAUUACUUACACAUGGAAGCCCCAAUCCGCGUAAUUCACAGAGAUCUCAAGUCUAGAAACGUUGUGAUAACCCUCGAUGGAGUACUAAAGAUUUGUGACUUUGGUGCCUCAAAGUUUCAUUCCCACACAACUCAUAUGUCCCUUGUAGGGACGUUCCCUUGGAUGGCACCAGAAGUAAUCCAGAGUCUUCCAGUAUCUGAGACAUGUGACACAUACUCUUAUGGUGUGGUUUUGUGGGAAAUGUUAACAAGAGAGGUUCCGUUUAAAGGCUUGGAAGGAUUGCAAGUGGCUUGGCUCGUGGUAGAAAAAAAUGAGAGAUUGACCAUACCCAGCUCCUGUCCUAGAAGUUUUGCAGAGUUGAUGCGCCAGUGCUGGGAUGCUGAGGCAAAGAAAAGGCCGUCAUUUAAACAGAUUAUUUCAAACUUGGAGUCCAUGUCGAAUGACAGCAAGCUGCCAGACCAGUGCAAUUCAUUUUUGCAUAAUAAAGCUGAAUGGAGAUGUGAAAUUGAAGAAACACUGGAUAGGCUGAAGAAACUGGAGCGAGACUUGAGCUUUAAGGAACAAGAGCUGAAAGAGCGAGAGAAUCGUUUAAAAAUGUGGGAGAAAAAGCUGACAGAACAGUCUCACACUCCGCUUCUGCCCUCCUUUGAUAUAUAUUCAUGGACUGAAGAAGAUGUGUUUUUUUGGGUACAACAGUUGGGGAAAACAGAUGAUGGCUCUGGUUUGCAGAGCGCUUAUCCCUUUCUAUUUAAAGAACAUCAUAUUACGGGAAAGAGAUUGCUCUUACUGGAGGAGAAUGAUUUGAAAGAUAUGGGCAUAGUGUCCAAAGGUCACAUCAUCCAUCUGAAGGCUGCAAUUGAAAAACUGACAUAUGAUUACCUGACUCUCUUUCAUUUCCCUCCAUUAAUGAAGGAUCUUACUUUUGAAAAUGAAGAUGAAGAGAGGACAGUGAAUUUAGAACUUGUCUUUGGAUAUCACUUGAAGUCUGGAAACAGCCGAGAGGAUUGUAAAUGGAAACUGUACAUGGAACUUGAUGGGGAUGACAUUGCUAUAACCUACAUUAAGGAUGUGACAUUCACAAGAAGUCAACCUGAGACCGAGGUCCUAAGGAUGUCCAAGCCACCAUUUGUCAUGGAGAAGUGGAUUGUGGGAAUCGCAGAAAAUGAGUAUGUUGAGUGCAUUGUGAACUAUGAGAGUGAAGUAAGGACUCCUAAAUUAACUAGACACGUUCAUAAAAUUCACUGGAACAAGAUGAAAAACGAAGAUGCAGUGAAGCCGGUCCAACUGGUCAUUAAGUCGUCGCUGCUAAAUUCUGAGACCAAACCUAACAACGAUUCCAAUGUCGACUUACAAUGGAUUUACACUUUAAAAAUGCGUCAGCUGGCCGUGCAGUCUCCAAGUCCCACUGGUUUACCUCGUUCCCAGUCUUCCAGUCUUACCAACCUGUCCAAGUUGUUACCAUAUCUUCACAAUCAAGAUUCCUAUGCUGCUGCCCUCAGACGAACACGGGUGACAUCUACAUUACAAGUCACACCUAUCAAUUACUCCCGCAGUUCUUCACCAACACAAUUAGCAAUUACCAAAAAUCUGUCUUCCUUGUCUAUCCAAAGUUCUAAAGGCAGCAGUGCAUCCAGUACGGCUUCUGAUAGCCCCUCCGAGAGGGAAAGGGCCAGAAAGAGGGCGAACGGCACAUAUCACCACCAAAACAUGCAUACUCCAUCAACACCAAGAAGAGUGGAUAAGAAGAGCUCUCAGACAAGCAGUGGAAAACACAAACCAUAUACAACAUCGCAGAGUAAUCCACGGUUUAACGAUUAUAAACCACAUAGAGCAAGCCAAAACCAAAGUAGACACAUACCAGGACUGCCAGGGCCACCCUCCGGUGCUGCCAAAGGAGAAGAAAACAAGGUUAACAAUGAUGGAGGGUGGAUAAAGGUAGAAUAUUCCAAGAAAAGUCAUAAACCACAGAGCACAAACAAGUCAAAAAAAGAGAGACCCAGGCUGCCCAGUCGUAGUAGUCGACAAUAGUGCUGUUUUGCGUCUGCUAUUUAUUUUUAAAGAUGCUAGAUUUUAUCUUAAUUGGACGGUUUAUCCACAAAUAUCUAUACUAUUUUAAAUAUAUAUUUUCUAUAUUUAUAUUUUUAUAUGAAACUGACAUGGUUUCUCUACUUCUAUUCAUAUUGCAAUCUAGAAAUAAA
Molecule: messenger RNA, 2797 nt
Organism: Bufo gargarizans (Asiatic toad)
Lineage: Eukaryota; Metazoa; Chordata; Amphibia; Anura; Bufonidae
Gene: MAP3K20
Product: mitogen-activated protein kinase kinase kinase 20
Exons: 20
Coding region: 246-2627 (793 amino acids)
Biological process (GO): protein phosphorylation
Cellular component (GO): cytoplasm
Molecular function (GO): ATP binding; protein kinase activity; protein binding
Source: RefSeq, a predicted model, not a curated record